This is a messenger RNA of Megalopta genalis, 601 nucleotides long. RefSeq names its product wurmchen 1 transmembrane protein (gene wrm1). The record is from RefSeq and is a predicted model, not a curated record. NCBI's taxonomy places the organism in Eukaryota, Metazoa, Arthropoda, Insecta, Hymenoptera, Halictidae.
AUACAAUUUGUAACGUAACAGAUUCCAAUGCAUCCAGUGAUAGGAGUUAUCCAGUUGAGUUUCUCGUACUACUUCUAAUAGUGAACAGUCAGGGCUAUUUUAUAUUUAAUAUAUAUUAACGCUAAUUCUACUAAUAUUUGAAAUAAAAGCUUAAGGAAAAACAGGAAUUGUUGAACGAAGUUACUCAGUCUAAAAAUUUAUAAAAAUGUCCAUUCUAGACGAGCGAGAGGAUUACCUGAAGAAUCCCUUCUUCGUAAAGCACGAGUAUGGUGAUUUCACACCGUUUUACGUCACUGUGACUAUCUGUUCUCUGGUAUUCGUGAUCCUGUGUAUUUUGAAUAUUGGAUUUUGUUUCUGUUCUCGACACAGAGACUACUGGCAGAGUCCCUUCACCGGAAACAGGUGGAUUCAGCCAUUGUUCACAGUAUUACCGCACAAAUCGCCUCCUCUGGAUAUAAGCGAAUUGGAACCAGGACAUAUAAUACAGCCAGAGAAACAGGUUCUGCAAUACCAUAAUCCCAAAUUGCUCGGAUCUGCGCCACAAUCUCAAGAAAACAUGGAAAUGCAGAAGCGAGAGAGCGAAAUCUAAUCGUAUAUCGAA